Phytophthora sojae is the source of this 456-nucleotide messenger RNA. RefSeq lists its product as hypothetical. Bases 1 to 456 code for a protein of 151 amino acids. The transcript has 2 exons. Lineage: Eukaryota; Oomycota; Peronosporomycetes; Peronosporales; Peronosporaceae. The record is from RefSeq and is a predicted model, not a curated record.
AUGGUGGUCGAGCAGUGGAGUCUGGAGCACGCGUACCGUCACGUCCUGCAGAAGCGGCCGGCUAGUGCACCACGCAAAGCUUACGUGGAGAAGCUCCGCACCUUGGAACUGGAGACUCACGGUCGUGUGACGCUCCGCUCGGACCAGAUUGGACCCAGUAUGAUCGACAUCAUGCUCGGACUCCGUGGCCAGAGCCCUGUGAGCGAUGAUAUCGACGAGCGCAGCAGCCAAGCAACGGACGGAGGCACUUCCACUGCCGAGCGCGCGAGUUACAUGUCCAACUUCUCGGUUGUCACGGGCCGCACGAACGGCAGGUCCGUACGCGAGACACUGAGGAUCGCGGAGCAGGAAGACGAUCCCGUGGCAAUGGGCAAGAACAAGGUGCACCCGCACCACUCUCCGGGCUUUGGACGAAGGAAGUCCAAGGCACACAGAGGCAACUGCGUCAUUAGUUGA